This is a messenger RNA of Pararge aegeria (speckled wood butterfly), 4657 nucleotides long. RefSeq lists its product as uncharacterized. The coding region runs from base 435 to 1619 and encodes 394 amino acids. The record is from RefSeq and is a predicted model, not a curated record. The transcript is spliced from 10 exons. Lineage: Eukaryota; Metazoa; Arthropoda; Insecta; Lepidoptera; Nymphalidae.
UACGCGCGGACGGUGCGCGGCGCAGAUCGAUAGCAUAGCACGCCCGCCCCUCAUAGCUCCCGUCACCUGCCGCGACUAGCAGCUCGCACGCGAAACUCUUCAAAAAUGAAGUAAUCCCAAUCAAAUAUACCACCCACUCGCUGUCGGGUAAGAAACGAGUGCUUUCCUCAGUCAAUUCCCCACCAACAUUAGUUCAAGGUCAAGGUGGACCUCCAGGAAUCCAUCAUUACUAUCAGACUACCUCAAAACACUGCAAGCAGUAUCGUGUUUAUUUGUGUGGAUUUUAUUUUUAAUUAUUACGCGUAGUGGGCAAGGUCGUCGUUUAUUUUGCCGUGCACAAAUGUCGGAUCUUUUCCAUUGCAAGCGCGCGCGUGCUCCGAGGUAGAACGGAACAAAGGUCCGAUCAGUCGAAGAGCCUCUGUGACAGAGCAGCUAUGGCCUCGAAGGUCCUAGUACCAAGUGCACCCUUCGCUAAAUUACAGGUGAAGAAAUCACCGCCCGAGUCGAGUGGCGCAGCGGGUUUCAUCAUCGGCGGCGACGCGGUGGCCAGGGUCGCUCACCUGGAGCACAGCGUGAGGUUCCUGCAAGAGCAACACCGGCUGAUGCUGAGCGGCCUCCAUGCCGAGAUAGAGGCUCUGCGAGAGAGAAAUAGAGACUUACAAUUUCAACUAAUUUUCAACAAAGAGGCAACUGUGAAGACAGCGCCCCCUGUGGCGGAUGAAACAGUCGAAAGCAAUGAGGACAAAUUACGUGUAGAAGUUGGUCGCUUGGAGAAGGAGGCAGGCGCGGCGCGAGGCGAGGCGCGGGCGGCGGAAGCGCGGGCCCUACAGCUUCAAAGACUCGUAGAUGCGCAAGCAGAGAAGCUGCGCGAGCUGGAGCUGCGCUCGGGCGGCAGCGAGGCGGGCGGCAGCGGCGACGACGGCAGCGCGGAGAGCCGCGCCGAGCUGCGGUUGCGGCUGGCCGAGGCGGAGCGGCUGGUGCGGCGCCUGCGCGCGGACGCCGAGCGGCAGCGGCGAGAGGUACUCGGGGGCGCGGGCGUCACCAACCUACUGUUCGACGGCGCGGCCGCACGACACGCGCACUUACAGUGCAUGAAGAACUCCCUGCACGCGUCACUGCGCGCUAGCGGCCUGGACAGCUUUGGCUACCAGAAUCACUAUCACUUCCCGCCCGUGCACAACUCUGACUUCUGGCGCGAACCACUAAGAGAAGAAUACAGUAUGGGAUCACGAAAUCGAAACAACAGAAGACCUCUCACACUGCCAGAGCUCACAGCCGUCGGGCAGCCACUUCGCGCCACCGUGUAUGCUAAUCCUCAUACACGGGUACGGGGCUAUGACAAAAACAAAAAGAGUCAAUCUACAAACGGAGAAACCACUAACGGAAAAAGUCCAGAAGAACCAUCAGAAGAUCCGCGAUUUAUACCGAUAUGCACCGAUAAGGAUAGUUUAUCAAAACCAGUUACCGCUGGAAAAUCGAACGAGAGUCCAUUUUCCACUUAUCCAGAGUUGAAAAUAGUGGUUACUAAAAUUAUACCCCACGGAAACGUAAGUUCGCCCGGAGGUGACGCGAAGUCACGGGCGCGACGCUCGCAGCGCAAGCACAGCGACCACACAUAACUACCGCAGCGGAUUACGAAACUCUCACAAAUAUAGCCUUAUAUUAUUUACCUAGACCAGUGACAAAUACAACUCGUACCUAACUCACCACAGAUUACUUUGUAACAAGUCAGCACAUCACUGACGUCAGUAGUGUUGCUAGAGGCAAAUUUUAAAUUGUCGUGUUCGGCGAAAUUGACACGUUUGUAUUGAAACUCAAGACUUGUGAUUGCCGUAGCUAUACCAUGAAUAUAUAAGCUAAAUCAUGUUUUAAAAAACAACACUGUUUAUUAUUAAAAAAAAGCAACUUAUAAAUUUCCAUAACCUUUAACUUAUAAUUGUAACAAGUUUACACUCGAUGCGUGUUCGUAUUUUUUUUAAAUAUAAAAUCAUUUUGUACUAGUAACACUAGCGCAGCACUGCGCAGACGCACCAAUUGUGAAAUAUUUACAAGUUUUAUAGUUAAUUUUGAAAAACCGCCAACCCAAAAAAAUCCAACAAAUUCAAAAAUUCUAAAUUGAUACGUCUGCCUUGUACCCAAACAGUUUAUCUUUAGAAUUCAGUGUUACGAUUUUGCUUUUUCUAGUGCCCUAUUAAUUAAUACUUAUGUUAAGUUUUACAUAUGAUUAUAAAACGUUUUUUUUAAAUGAUUCUUGUACCUGUUACGAAAAACAAUUUCCAUUUUUUAAUGACAGUCAAGUUACUGAACUUAUUGUAUCUUCGGAAAGUGACGUAAUCGACAUUUUACCGGAUAAACGGUUUUUGAUCAGAUGUACCAGUUCUCGAUCGGAAAACAAUUGUCAGUACAAUUUUUGCAUUUUUUUAAAUUGCCUCAAGUCUUAGUAUCAAGUAGCACUAAUGAUAUAUUCGUGUUAAAUUGUAAUGGAAUAAAAUGUGAUUUAGUUGUAGGAUUCAAAUGUUACCUCAACAAAAUAAUAUUGUUCGUGCAUUUUAGCGACAAAUAAUAAUUAUGUACCUAAUUCAAUUAUUAUACUUAUGCAUUUAUAAAUAAAUGUAAUGUCAAAAUCAUCGUGUAUUUAUAGAUUUUCUUACACAAUUCAAUUACAGUAGAUAAUAUAUUACACCAAUACAAUGAAAUAGUAAGUGCCUAGAUCAUGACAUACCAACAGCACUUGGACGAUCGUAAACUAUAUUACAACGGAGCUGUAGUGACGUCAUCAAAACUUAUCGUAUUUACAUAAGAAUUGAAUUAUUGAAUAAAGAUAUUUAUCAAUUUAAUCAAUUUAGGUUUAUCGUACGCUAAAUCAACCAAAUAAAAGCAACAAAUUCUUAAUCGUCAAAAUAAAUUCAGAAGAAUAGUCUACUGGAGCAAGUGGAAUAUAAAAAAUUAUUUAUUUUGCCGGUGCGGUUUUUGUCUACUAUCUUCUGUUCUCGUAGAAAUAAUUAGACAGCUCUUUAAAUUCCAAAUUGAUGAUAAUAAAUAUUAUAAAAUAUUCAUAUUAUUUAAAAGCAAUAAUGUUUAUUCACGGUUUAAUGACAGAUCCUCGAGUAUAAGUUUCUAAACAAAAUCAUUUUUUAGAGUUGACGUAAAUCUGUCAACUUGAAAACUUCGUGAAACAUAUUGGACAGAUUCUCAGCAGUAAUGCAUUUGCUUGAAUACUUACAUUCACUAUAAAUUGGCAUAAAGAGAAAGUACAAUGUAAAUAGAAUAGCACUGCUCUAAGACCCGUCAAGGAUGUUUAGAGAUAACAUAUAUACAGUCGAAUUGAUCUAUAUAAGAUCUUAAACGCUAUAAGAGCUAUAUAACCGUUUAAUCGAUAAAACAUCACUAUAGCGAUUAUAUAGGUCUAUUAAUGACGUUUUAAUAUUUCUUACUCUAGCUUCGUACCAAAUGGGACGGCUCACCUGUAGGGCCUGUUGUAAAAACUCCAUUAGUGAUUCGAAUAUUUUAUAAAAUAAUAAGAAUUAUACCUAAUCGGUAAUUAUUAAUUGAAUAAUUACUUGAUUUAGAAUAAUAAAUUACGAUUGUUACAAAUAAAUGCAAUUGAUUAAAAGUAAAACAAAUAAUAAAAUGUGCUCAAGUAUACUUUACUAAAUGAGCGUUAGUUAUGUUUGAUUCCAAAACGUUUAAUUAUCACGUUGUCUGCCAUUAAGUUUGAUUACCGUUCAUACUGAAGUCAGGCAAUAGUACAAACCUAAGCAGUAUUAUUUGUUAUAUAUACCACAGACUAAACAGCAAAUUUAAUCCAAAAAAACCGCCUGUGUAUUCUAGGUUUUAUGUAUCUUUUUUUAUUGUUGCUAUUUGCUAUUCAGUCAUGUCGGCAGACGAUCGUCGCGAAAAAUAACAAUACAUUCCUUUUUCUUUAUUAUUAUCAUUUUAGUCGUAGUUGUUGUUACACUCCAUUUUGGUUUGCAUCUCUUAUUAUAUUAACAAUCUUUUAAUGACCUACUAGUGAAAAUAUCGUUUUGAAAAUGCUUAAAAAUAAUAAAGCUUAUACUAAUAAACAAUAUAUAGCAAUAUAAUUUGUUUGCAUAUUAAGACAAGUUAAAAAAAUAGACUAAGUUUAGUUUAAUAUCAGCAUGUAUGUUACCGGCACCGUCGUCAGUAUGGACGGUACGUUAGGCAAUCUACAUUUGUGAGAGCGUUUGUAAACCUUACGCUAAAAUUAUUGUAGCCUUAUCCAAUAUUAUCUAAUUAUGAAAAUAUAUUAUGAAUAAUUAUUGAUAUAAUAAUAUAUUUAUUGCGAAUAGAUUUACUUGUUUUAUUGAAUAGAAAAUUCUAAAGGCUCCUUCAUCCGCACGAGAAAUUCCUGUCUCUCGGAUUUCCCGAUUCACCGUGCAGGUAUGACGGUCUAGAACACUUCUAUUCCUACCUAACUGGAUAAUUCUUUUGAAAUUAUUUCAGUUUCUUCCGCUGUCAACCAAUCACUGAAGGACAGUGAAGUAGAUAUAUUUUUCAUUUAUCAAAUAAAACAAUCACAUCAAAAUGGUUAGUAUAAAAGUAUCGAAAAAACCGCAGAGAUUUAUCCUCGGUGCCUAUCUGCAACGAAUACCAUAGGUGUUCAAAAUACCAGCUGUGGGAAAAACAUACUGCUACA